This is a messenger RNA of Lycium barbarum (goji berry), 1329 nucleotides long. RefSeq lists its product as uncharacterized. The coding region runs from base 1 to 1329 and encodes 442 amino acids. NCBI's taxonomy places the organism in Eukaryota, Viridiplantae, Streptophyta, Magnoliopsida, Solanales, Solanaceae. The transcript has a single exon. The record is from RefSeq and is a predicted model, not a curated record.
AUGGCAAAAAUCAGAGUCGAGGUCAACUUACUGAAAUCACCGCCUGAUAGAAUUUGGAUUGGUGUCGAAUCUGAAUCUACACCGUUAAAAGGCUUUUUCCAAAAACUAGAAUAUAAGGGGCUCCCCAAAUAUUGCACACACAGCAAAAAACUAGGUCAUAACAUGACGGAAUGCCGAGUCCUAGAAAGGAAGAAGAACAAGAAUGUCCCUAAUCUCCAUGAAGUUAAUGGGGAAAAUAUCAAUAUAGAAGCUACAGGGGCAACUGGUCUGCCUAUGGCUCAAAAACAACUAGAUGUCGAGAGGCAAAAAAACAAUGAUUUAUCAGGGAAAGGAGACAAUAUGAACAAUCAAGGAAAUCAGAAAACUGAGAAAGAUGGCCAGGGGAAUGUAAAGGAAACAGAUCAAAUCGUGAUGGGCACAACUGCUAAAAACAUCAGGGAAGUUAGGAAUGAUCAGGUGAUAAAUAUAUUAAGCAUGAAAGAAAGACAGAAUAAAAAGAAGAAGAAUGAAAAAAAAAAGAUGCAUCAAAAGAAGAACAAGGUUAUCUUUAAAUCUGUAGCAUUGUUUGAAACCAAUAAGAGGAACAAAAGAAACAAAGUCACCAAUCCUCCCAAAGAAGCAGGAAACAACCAAGAUAUGAAGGGCUUCCAAGGAGAAGUAGAGUCUCAUUUGAUUACUGAUAACAAGGCUGGAAAGAAAAAAGAUGAGCAAAUUCAGGAUUCUCUAGGGGAGGAAACUCAUGUAAGCAACACCAAAGACGAUCACGACAGUGCUAACAUCAACAUCGAGCAAAGUAUAAAUAUGCAUAAUAUCAAUGGGGUUAUAGAGGAAGGGGAAAUUACUUCUCCAGCACAAAUUAGCACCUCGAGUUUUCCAUCAAUCAUCAGGAAUCAUAAAGGUAUCAAGAUGCUAUCUGAACUCCAAGACUUCCCAAUGGAGGAGCAAAUUAUUGUCCAUGAUAAUGGGAAAGAGAACAACAAGAAGGAUAUGGACCCGGGAGACAAGCAUAGAAAGGAGGCAAAAGGAAAACAGCAACAGAAAACCAAGAAGAACAAAAAAAAUGAGGGGAAGAACAACAACAAAGUCAAUAUUAACACAGUCAACGAAAACAACAACAUGAAAGUUACUGCUAUAUCCGAUACGGAGGAAUCAACUACUAAGGACAAGGACUAUAAUCCUAACUCACAAAGCCAAGGAAAAUGGUUCGCUUCUGAUUCUAGAGGAAGAAGCAGAAACAGAAAGAAAGAGAACACUACCAGAAGGAAGUAUCCUGAUAAGAUCAAGGAGAGGAAACUCAGACAAAGUGCCCUUCCCCCCUCUAUUCCAUGA